Dendrobium catenatum is the source of this 855-nucleotide messenger RNA. RefSeq lists its product as uncharacterized. The record is from RefSeq and is a predicted model, not a curated record. The transcript is spliced from 2 exons. Lineage: Eukaryota; Viridiplantae; Streptophyta; Magnoliopsida; Asparagales; Orchidaceae. The coding region runs from base 154 to 840 and encodes 228 amino acids.
AGAAGCUUACGGGUUAUCGGGAGAUCUGCAAAAUGUGUGCUUUUUUGCUGGAUUCAUGUUGCGUAGUUUAGGGAUUUAGGGUUUGCACUUUUCUGAUGCUGAAAGAUGUGAGCUGGUGAGGGAUUGCCUUUUUUAUUAAGAUCUGUGCGUUGGAUGGGCUGCUUUACAGUUUUGAGAGGCAAGAAGAAGGUAAGUGCGCAUUCUCUGAGCAGGAAGCUAGUUUCUGUAAACGAGAACAUUAGCACCGCCCUUCCUGAACCAGAAGUUCGUGGGCCGUCUCUCCAAUCUGCACCUCCAAGUUUUAGGAGUCGAAACAAAAAAGUUCAACAACCCAACCGAACAAUCAAUAGCAGAGCCCGGGCACUAUCUGCUCCUUCAAGCUUAAUUGUGAUCGAUCAAGAUGUUUAUUCAUCUAUUGAAUUGGAUGACCAAGAAGAAUCUAAGGCCCGAGGUGAACCGUCAAAAGAGCAGCGAUUCUCAAAUCCUGUUCCUCUCCCAUUGCCAUCUCCGCGGGCCAAAUCUGUACUGAAGAAUAUAGGAAGCUUUAAAUCUACUGCUAGUGGCCACCAUGUCCUAAAUCCUGGUCCCCUGCCUCUGCCUCCAUUAGCCGGAGGAGGCCUUCGGAACUUUACCUAUGAAGAGAUUGCUGCUGCAUGCCAACAUUUCUCAACUGAUAGGUGUGUUUCUGAAGGUAUCUCAUCUACUUUGUACAAGGCAACAUUUGGCGAUGAUUCAAUUGGAUCAAAGAAGCUUGAAGCCACGGUCACUCGCUUGCUUCCCUCCUCGCAGGUAAUACUUACAUAUGUAUCAUUACAUGAUAUGCCAAAAAGGUUUUCUUAGGCUGUUGUAUUUUUU